AUGGGUCAACUGAACUCAGAGGGACAGGGUUCGCACGCCAAUGAUGAAGACCCGCAGAACCUAACCAUCGACCCGUCACCACAUUUAUACAAUGCCAUCUCAGUCUCAGUGGUAGCUAUCCAGUGCCUCGAGCAGCUCACUCGUCUCUUUACCGAUCAAUAUCUUCAAGAACAGCCGGAGGUGUAUCCAGCGCUGUGGCAAGACGAACUGGGACGUUUGAGAGUAUGGGCCGCGAACAUCGGGGUACAUAAAUCCGGAAAAGGCUCUCUGGAUGUUCAAUUGCGAGAUGCAUUACAUAUCAAAGAUCAAACGUUACGACUGCUCGAACGACUGCUCGAGCGACUGCAGAGAACGGCGGAGGAUCUGACAGAAGUUUUGCAAGGCUCUGAAUGCAAAGAUGACUUCGAAGAUGACUUUUCAGACGGUACAGAUGAAGAUGAGACGGAACUUCAGUCCAUAUAUCGUGCUUUUCGUGAUACUAUUGAUAACCUUUUCCAAAUGUCGAUUUUAAUUCAACGACCGGCCCAGUGCGAUCGUCUACUUGGCAGCAAGACAUCGGAAAUCACAUUCUUUGAUCCAUACGACAUGCAGCAUGGAGCAAACAAAUAUCCAGAGGCAGCACAGGCUAUUUCAGAUCGGGACUUGGAAGAAUCGGCACCUUUGUCGUGGUCCGAGGAUGGAGAGAAUGACGACGUACCCCAACCCGAUAAGGCUAAUGCUGCAAGAGAUGAACCCAGUCCAGAAACACGGCAUCUAAAUACUAUUCAAGAAGACUCCAGUUUGGAAAGCACAGAUCAGAGGCAACAGCCUGACCCAAUAAUCUCCUACGACAAGACCCACAGCGGCCUUGGCUGUUUGGUGCAUGAUGGCAAAACUGUUGUCCCACCGCCGCCUCGAGAGCGUUUUAAGCAGUAUGCGACCCCCUUUUCGAUCACAAGCAAGCUCUCUAUGCAGCUCGAGUAUUACUUUUCGGUGGAUAACCUGUGUCGGGACAUGCCUCUUCGUCGCCACAUGGAUUCUCAAGGCUUUGUCUCUUUGAGCGUCAUCGCCAGCUUGAGGAGUAUCAAGUCCCUGACCAUUGAGUCUGAGCUUAUUCGUCGUGUCUCCCGCGAACUUCGAUCCGUCGAAUAUCAAACCAGUGAAGAUGGCGUGGAUCGCCUGCGUCCAAGAGACAACUGGGCUCAAUGGAUUCUCCCCUACGACCUUCGAGAGCCCUCUGCCCAGCACGAAGGUACUGCCCCCACCCAGGCGAGGCAAGUGGUUCCCUCGCAACGCAAUAUGUCUCGAGCAACAGGGCAAUUUGACAUAUCGGACUUAAUUGACGCCCUUCCUGAUUACGACCAUAGUCGAAUGUCUGGAGAAAGUGUGCCCGAACGGAGUCAGGGUCUCUGUGAGAGCAAAUGGUCCACAGUCGAUUAUGACAGCGGGCGACGUGCCCAGGUCACAGUCGCAAAUUCCCGUCGACGCCACCCCGGACAUUCAGUGCGGUACAACUACGACCAUGACAGCCAUGAUAUUUCAGAGGAUCCUAUACGAGUGGUCGAAGAGUAUCAACUUGCUGGGGCUGGGAGCAUUACAACUGCCGCUUCGCUGCCUCUGUCGGCUGAGGCACUCAUCCCGAAGGCAGCUGGCGACGCCGAGAGUAAUGAUAGUGAUGUGGACAGUGAAAAUCGUUCUGAUGCUGACGAAAGAAUGAAUAAGACUCUCGUGGUGAAUGGGAUGGAAAUAAGUUUCACAGAGGAAGCGCUACAGGGCAAGUCGAUUAAUGUUCGAAGCCGCAAUGCGGGUGGCGUUCAGUUCAACCUGCCAAAACCCCUGCCUUUCUACUUUAGACCUGCAGACACUGCAAGCAUUCGGGAACUGGAUGGUCGUUACAACUCUCCUCCAGGAAGUUCCAGUUACUCUACUACCUCGGGUAGCUCGAGAUACUCUAGUGUGACUGGUAGUUCCAGGUACUCUAGUGCUACGGCUAGUUCGAGGUAUUCUAGUACGUCAGACAGUACAAGCCCGCGAGAAUUGGAAGAUUUGCGACGGGAUCGGGAUGAUCGGCGGUCAGUACGAGCCCAUCGACGAAGCUCCCAGUCCACCUACGGUUUCAGGUACCCCUACGACAAAUCGAAGCGCGAAGAUAUUCAUCAACAGGAAGAGGGUCAAGGGAAGGCUGCAGCCAUGGAGAAAGAUCACCAUGAGCCAUUUGUGAAUAUAUCGCUGGGUAUCAUGCCCCGGAUGUCCGACUCCCCGUCGAGGUUCAAAACCAAUCCGGCAAGACCUUUUACAGCUCCCAAGUCGCCUGGGGCAGAAAUUGAGCCUGAGAAAAUUAUUGAGGACUUGGCGAAGCCACAGAUCUCGGGGCAGACCUCCAAGGCAGCAGAACGAAUUCGCGACGAGGCAGAAAAGGCGCGCGCGGAUGGCACAGAGUUAACAUUAUCAACCACCGCGUCUUCCACCGACUUGUCUGAAGUCUAUUAUGAUGUAGAAUCCGAAAUUCAAGAUCUCAAGUCGAGGAUUCGCAGGCUGGAGCUCGCCGGUAUAAUCCCGCCAUCGUCGCAAGCAGCAAUCUCAAGGACAUCCAGUGAAAGACCACGAACUGCGAGCCCUGUUAUAAUCGAGUCCACGAUCGCGGUGCACCCACUGGAGACAGACGAACAAUUUGUCCUUGAUAAGUUUGAGCAACACGCCACCCACUGUUCCCUGUGCACUCAGGCCCUUGAAAACUCUGACGAUACACUGUGUGAGCAAGGAAACGCCUACGCCAGAGAUGUCAAGAGCUACUUGUUCAGUGAAGAUGGAAAUUAUUUUUCAGUAAAUGCCCGUGAAAACGGAAAAACUGGGAGGGUCGGGGUUCCUGAUGAAGCUCAAGCUGUGCGGCAUCUGUUAGAAGGUAUCGAAUCAGGUUCCUUCCUGAAGACCCGACAAAGAGCCCUCCCGACAGUAUCAGUAUCAGGCAUGGCUGUAUCUCGGUGGGGGUCAAAUAUCCAGCGAGAAGACGGGUGA
Penicillium argentinense is the source of this 2994-nucleotide messenger RNA. RefSeq names its product La RNA-binding domain-containing protein. The transcript has a single exon. Gene Ontology annotation, biological process: positive regulation of translation. Lineage: Eukaryota; Fungi; Ascomycota; Eurotiomycetes; Eurotiales; Aspergillaceae. The record is from RefSeq and is a predicted model, not a curated record. The coding region runs from base 1 to 2994 and encodes 997 amino acids. Gene Ontology annotation, molecular function: RNA binding. Gene Ontology annotation, cellular component: cytoplasmic stress granule; cytosol.